GUUGUUUCAGUCACUCUGGGUCUAUAUCCACAGUACUAUUCAUAGCACAAGACCCCAGCUUGUCAACAAAAAUAGCCAUUCUUCAUCUUCACUCCAAAUAAUAAUCACCCCCCCUCCCCCUCUUCUCAGUUCCCAGGCCCCAGACAUUUCUAUCUCCGGUUCGGACCCUGGCUUGUUUGUUUGGUAUACUAAGCUCUGCUCAGUGCCCAGCCUACCUCCCGCACUCGUCCCCAUCGUCCCGGCCUCCGCUGUAUUCAAUGGCCCCCGGGAAUACCGAGUUCCCCGAGCAGGAUGCUAGUCCGAACCCCCCCACUGACCGUCCGCAACCGUUUCGCUAUGGGUCGACCCCUUCAUACGAUAGCCCUCAGAGACACCACCGCCGGAAUCCAAUAGUUCGACGUCCCGUCAAGGAAACGCUCAAUGCCCGGUCUGAAUAUACCACGAGUCAAGACGAUGGUACUGCAGAACAUAGGAUCAAUCAAUAUGUGAUAAAGCAGGAAAUCGGCAGAGGUUCAUUUGGCGCAGUGCAUCUGGCCACAGAUCAAUUUGGAAAUGAAUACGCUGUGAAGGAGUUUUCCAAGGCCCGUCUACGGAAGCGUGCACAGUCGCAUCUUUUGCGCAGACCUCGGGGCCCCAAGCGCCCUUCUGAUGGCUUCAACUCCCCUCUGCAUCGCCGUCCUCCAGGCGAGGAGGAGCACAAGGAAAACGCUCUAUACUUGAUCAAGGAAGAGAUCGCCAUCAUGAAAAAGCUGAAUCACAAUAACCUCGUGUCGUUGAUGGAGGUCCUAGAUGACCCCGCGGAGGACUCGUUAUAUAUGGUCAUGGAAAUGUGCAAGAAGGGCGUUAUCAUGAAAGUCGGGCUCGAGGAGAGAGCCGAUCCAUAUGAUGACGACCAGUGCCGAUGUUGGUUCCGUGAUUUGAUUCUGGGAAUCGAAUACCUCCAUGCUCAAGGGAUCGUACACCGAGAUAUCAAGCCGGACAACUGUCUUUUGACGGUUGACGAUGUCCUGAAGGUCGUCGAUUUUGGCGUGUCGGAAAUGUUUGAAAAGGAUUCCAGCAUGUUCACCGCGAAAUCGGCCGGCUCGCCGGCUUUUCUUCCCCCGGAGUUAUGCGUAGUGAAACAUGGGGAUGUCUCUGGAAAGGCGGCGGACAUAUGGUCGAUGGGUGUUACGUUAUAUUGUCUUCGAUACGGCAAGCUGCCCUUCGAGAAGCAGAGCAUUUUCGAGCUGUACGAAGCAAUUAAGAAUGAUCCUGUGGUAUGCGAAGGGGAGACCGAUGGCAACUUCAGAGACUUGAUGACACGGAUUCUGGAGAAGGACCCGGCAAAGAGGAUACAGAUGGAGGAGCUACGAGAACAUCCGUGGGUGACGAAGAAUGGGCUGGACCUUCUGCUAUCAGAGAGUGAAAACACAGCGGAGAUUGUUGGCCUCCCGACGGAAGAAGAGAUGAAUUCAGCCAUUACGAGGACUAUUGGCCAUGUCCUCGCCGUGAUCAAAGCUGUCAAACAUUUCAAGAGGCUCAUCGACCCCAAAAAGGCAGAUUCGCCAAUGCAAAGUAUCUUAGGUCAAGAACACGAGGCCCAUUUCGUUGAGCCUCCCCUUGAAAUGGAGCCAGAGGAAAGCUUUUCGGUUGGCAAUAUGUCGCCGACCAAUAAGAGCCAGAGCCUAAACACAUACAACAGAAAGGCCUGGGAACGAGAUAACGUCUUGAGAGGAUACCAUCAUCGACUCGAAGAUCUAUCUUCCAAUCUGCCGUCAGAUAGUAGUGGGCCAGCCAAUUUUCACGGUAACACCAGCACAACUGCUGCCAACGCCGAGCUCGAGAGGAAGAACUCUGGCUCCCGCCGCAGCAUCAAUGUCGGACGAGGUUCUGUUGACGACACGCAACCAAACUCUACCCCCCAUUCUCCGUCACCUUUCAUUCCACUGUCCCGAGCAAGCUCAGUUACUACCAAGCGUAGUGCUGAGGGGACUCGUGGGCAUGCACGUGAUCCUCUCGAAGAGGAAUUCCCUUUCUUGUGCAUUGGCCCAUCAACCUAUACUGGCUCUUCUGAUAUAGAAGAUGGACACUCAGAAUCCGACCCGAUAUUCGAGGAACCGGAUACUGUAAUAUCAGCUGAGCCUGGUGAGAUGGACGAGGACAUGAUAGUGAGCGAGUCACCAGGCGCCGCUGAGUUCGAUAUUUAUGAGACUGCCUAUCGACAAGAAAUAGAGCGAAUUCGGACACGCACUGUUCCUCGACAAGGUACCAUACCAAAGAUGUACCUGACUCGUCGCGUGGAAGGCAGAGAUGAUGUGAAGAAGUUAGUAGGGCAAGAUACUGCUGAUCUAGCUAUAGGAGCAGGCAGAAAGAACGUUGCCUCAAGCUUAAGCUCCGCAGUCAGCGCGAUUAGACUUCAGCUGGAGCAGCAGCAGAGGCUCAAGGACGCAGAGGCGCAGAAGCUGACCCAUCCAUCGCCAUCAUCUGCGUCGAUUCCAGAACCGACAGCGUCCUUCUCCGUAACUGGCACCACAACCACGCCGCCCGAGGCAUCGAACCCGGACGGUCCUUCAUCUCAGCUACCGACCUUACUUAAUCGUGUCAGAAGCAACCAGGAUACAAUCUGAAAAGAGUCUGGACGUACUAUUAAUGCAAAGAAGAGACGUAGGCCUAGUUGCCCGGAAAAUGUGGGGGGUGCACCCAGUGAUAUCGCCUUUGUUUUGCGAGAUCACUGCGUAUUAUACUCUUUAUAUAAACAUAGGCUUCCAAGGCACCUGUUGAAAUUAUGCCGGCUGGGCAUACAAAGUACCCAAGAUGCAUGUCGG
Molecule: messenger RNA, 2804 nt
Organism: Aspergillus heteromorphus CBS 117.55
Lineage: Eukaryota; Fungi; Ascomycota; Eurotiomycetes; Eurotiales; Aspergillaceae
Product: putative calcium/calmodulin dependent protein kinase
Exons: 7
Coding region: 258-2606 (782 amino acids)
Biological process (GO): intracellular signal transduction; protein phosphorylation
Cellular component (GO): cytoplasm
Molecular function (GO): ATP binding; protein serine/threonine kinase activity
Source: RefSeq, a predicted model, not a curated record